GUGUUGCGGUGAUUUCGGGUCACUGCCUCUGUCCUUCUUAUUUUCUCUUGACAGAGGAGCAUAGUGCACGUGAUUGUGCUACGUGCGAAUGAUGAACUUACAAAUAGUGCAGACUUUCAUGUUCUUUUCGAUAUAAGAUGGAGGACCAUUGAUUAGAAAGUUUCGGCUGGAGGCGCAAACGAUAAGCUCAUAGAUGAUGAUCAAAGGGCAUUUCCUACUGAGCAUAGCGAAGCUUCCCGCUACAACUUCGUUUAGAGGAGUACACUCCCGUUUGCCUGUUGCGUCUGGCACCGAUUUGUCUGUAUUUGGACAAGAACUGACGUUCCGUAAUGGUCGUACUGCUCAGAACCGGUUCCUCAAGGCUGCACUUACGGAAAGAACAGCUUCUUGGGACCGUAAAGAUUAUAGGAAACGAGGAAUCCCUCAUCAGGGUAUCAUCAACCUCUAUGACAAAUGGGGUCAUGGCAAAUUUGGCAUGAUCCUCACCGGUAAUAUAUGUGUGGAUCCUUGGAAUUUGGAAUCGGCAGGAAAUGUCGUUUUUAGCAAAGAAAACGACUGUCCAGAACUUCGGCAGAACUGUUUGAAAUGGACUGCAGCAAUGAAACAAGAUGGAGCGCUAGCUAUAGCACAGAUCUCACAUGCUGGACGUCAAACGCCCGAGCUUGUCCAUGCUCAUCCUUUUGCUUGCUCUGAUGUGCAACUCAUGGCAAAGAGACGUUUUAUGGGUUUUGGGAAACCGAUUCCAUUGUCCUUAGACCAGAUCAAAACCGAAGUUAUUGAUCGAUUUGUAUAUACCGCAAACUUCGCACGUGAACAUGGUUUUGACGGGGUGGAAAUCCAUGCCGCCCACGGGUAUCUUUUGUCUGGUUUUCUCUCACCAACCACUAAUAUUCGAACGGACAGAUAUGGAGGAUCACCCCAAAGUAGGAUGAAAGUGAUUCUUGAGAUUUAUGAAGCCAUCAGGAGAAAAAUCCCUGCAUCCACGGGUUUUCUGGUAGGAAUAAAGACCAACUCAGUAGAGUUUCAAGAAAAAGGUCUGAGUAUUGAUGACGCUAAAGUGAUGUGUAAGAUGAUGGAGAAAUGUGGAUUCGAUUUUGUGGAACUAUCUGGUGGAAACAUAGAGAAGCCUGCUUUUUCACACUUGCGUGAAUCCACCAGAAAGCGGGAAGCGUUCUUUUUAGAAUUUGCACAGCAGAUUCGACCAGUUUUCGAGAAAACUGUUGUGUAUUUAACUGGUGGUUUCCGAACAGCCCCAGCCAUGGUGAACGCUGUGUUUGAUGGAAUUACUGACGGUAUAGGUAUAGGAAGGCCAACGACGUCGGAACCUGAUCUUCCUGCAAAAAUUCUGCACGGAGAAUGCCUCUCAGCUGCCGACGUCAAGUUGGAUCCUGAUGACUAUAUGAUAACAUCAACGGCCAGUAACAUGCAGAUGGCACAAAUGGGUAAAAGGCCGUUUUCUGAGGUGAAAAAUGUGUGUGACGAUAUUGCGGAUCUGAGUAAUCCGGAAGAAGCGGACAAUUUCAAGAAGGAGGCGGCAGAAUAUUAUAAAGAGAUGAAAGAGACAGCCGAACGUGGUGAACCUUUACAUGAGGCAGGACUGCAAUUAUGA
Molecule: messenger RNA, 1609 nt
Organism: Cylicocyclus nassatus
Lineage: Eukaryota; Metazoa; Nematoda; Chromadorea; Rhabditida; Strongylidae
Source: the annotation of a GenBank genome assembly